Messenger RNA from Rhopilema esculentum, 1702 nucleotides. RefSeq lists its product as uncharacterized. The record is from RefSeq and is a predicted model, not a curated record. Lineage: Eukaryota; Metazoa; Cnidaria; Scyphozoa; Rhizostomeae; Rhizostomatidae.
AGUGUAUGCAUGAUUACAAACAUCACAAGGAAUUUCAUGCACGCCAAACAAUACGGUAUUAUCUGUACCAAUAAUAAAACGUUGAGAUAUAAUCGCUCUUUUGACAUGCGGUUUAUGGAGCUGCCCAUGCAUUUUGAAAGCUGCAAUCCCAAAUCAAUGAGAACAGUGAAACUAGGGUAGAAACCAAAUUUACUCCAAUUUUAAAUUUUACCGAUUAGACACAGCAUAACGGUAAAAUAUGACUGCAUAGAAAAAGGCGUUUCUCUCACAUUUCGCCCACUCAGACAGAAAAGGCUAUUUAAGGAGAAAUAAGUUCAUGAUGGAUUUGUGCAGAAGUUCUAGACCACAAUAUUGCCAACAAAUACCUAAGACAGAGGUGGAAAAGACAGCAAUUGAUUGAUUGCAAGAAUCUUUGCAAAAAUGACAAAUCUUAAGGUCACUGAAAAGUUGAUUGCUUUCGUUAUCUUAUUGGGGUUCAACGUUCUUGCUACCCUGGCAUUGCCAACCGGUCAACAGCUUCUUGAUUGCGAAGGGAAAAAACUUCAAUUAAAACACCCUCGAGAAAGACUCGAAAAUAUCUUAAAGAACAAUUUGAUCCUGGAGGAUUAUCCAGAUACGGCCUCGCUUAGUGAUAUUGGUUCGAGGCUAAAGCCAACGAUAGACUGCCAUUUCAGGUUUGAUUAUUCAGACAAGGAUGAUGAAAGGAUACCAAGGGUAUUACCGCAAGCAGUAUGCCCUCCUGGAAAAUGCUCGUUUGCUUGUAAACCGGUAACUGUGAAAAAGACAGUGCUGCACAGAAAGUGCCACAGUGAGCUUGGAAUCAUUUAUUCAAUGUCCUUUGUCAAUAUUGCAAUUGGCUAUAUCCGACAAAGGGGGACAGUUCGUUAGCUUAUUUACUCUCUAAAUAUCUUGUGUACAGUUUCGUGGUUGUCACAGUUUCGAUAUUAUUACCACCACUCUAGGAACCAGGGGUAAAACAAAAAGGGCGGGUACUCUAACAUUCUGCAUGUCUCUAUAGAAAAAUUAAGGGAAAAAAUUGCGAUUGCCUGUUAAGUGCUUUGUUGACCACAUGGUAUUAUGUCUUAACAAUUAAUCAUCACAGUUACAUUUUCGAUAUUAGGGACACUGGCACAAGCCAAUGUAGAGUGGGUGCCAUAGUAGUGCGGGGGGGGGGGCUGUAUAUGAUAUAGGUUACCCAUUUUCAGUAUCUCUAAAAGCCCUAAUUAUUACCAGGCAAACCUUUCUCCAUUUCAAGAAGAAGUAGGUAGAAAAAAAUAUUGGCAAAGAAACAUGUUCUUGCUUGGAAAGCUUUGAUCAUGACCCCCACCCCCCCCCCACCGUUCAUGGGGAAUGUCUAUUAAAAAACCACAAUGAACGAAGAACUGAAUUUUGGUCUUUUUUAGCCUUAAUACGUAUGCUUAUUAGAAAUCGUUGAACUGAUGAAGUUCAUGAUGAAUAAGAUGUCUUACAAGAAUUCUUUUUAUGUUUUGUAAAUUUGUGUAGUUUUAUGGCUGAAAUUAGUGUAAGCAAACUGUAGAAUUUUAGAUUGCAAACGAACAAUUUGAAAAAUUUUUAUCAUUCUUUAUAUCAUAUUUUAUCAUAUUUUUACCAGAAAAGAAUUAUUUUAAAUAAUGUUUUACGAUAAAAGGAUCUCAUUUAUUUUAUUUGUUUCUCUUUGUAUUACAUCUCAUUCUGACAGACU